This is a messenger RNA of Dendrobium catenatum, 2001 nucleotides long. RefSeq lists its product as uncharacterized. Lineage: Eukaryota; Viridiplantae; Streptophyta; Magnoliopsida; Asparagales; Orchidaceae. The record is from RefSeq and is a predicted model, not a curated record. The coding region runs from base 1 to 2001 and encodes 666 amino acids. The transcript is spliced from 5 exons.
AUGGGGAGGCUCAGAAUUGCAAAUACUUUAGAUUGGGAAGUGGCUGUGGUUUAUGCUGACAAAGAAAGGUAUACAAGGAAGGGAUUUUGGGAAGAUAUUUCUAAAUUCCAUGCUUUGGAUUCUCCUUUGUUGGUGGGGGGAGACUUCAAUUGUAUAUUGGCAAAGGAGGAAAAAAAGGGCGGUAGAGCAUUUCAUUUUUCCCCAGCAGCUAGUGAUAUGGCUGAAUUUAUGUUCAAAAAUGACUUGAUUGAUCCUGGUUUUGUUGGUCCUUCUCAUACUUGGACUAAUAACAAAGAUGCUAUAAGGACUGAGGUUUUACAUCUCACCAGACUUGCAUCAGAUCAUUGUCCCAUUAUUUGUUGUAUCAUGGAGGAAGUGAAGAGGAGCUAUUCUCAUUGGAUAAAGUUUGAAGAUAUAUGGGCUAGUUACCCUAUGGCAUGGCAGAUAGUUUGGGAGAAAUGGAAGAUUGAGGAUUUGGGUAAUGAGUCUGUUAAACUUCAAAAGAAAUGCCAAAGGAUGCUGAAAGCAUUGUUCUUUUGGAGCAAAAAUAAACUGAAAAUGUUAAAUCAAUUGAAGGAGGAAUUGGAUAGGGAUAUCAAAGCUUUACAAGAAAUGGAAUGUUCAUCUGUUGGGUUGACUGAUAUUCAAACUGAAACGUUGAGAUACAAGGUACAGUUAUUAAAUAGUACUUUAGCUCGUAUAAUGACAUGGUGGAGGCAACGAGCUAAGGUGAAUUGGAUUGAGAAUGGGGACGAUCAAGGUGAGAUUUUGAAGGUUUUUCAGGAUUUCUUUCAGCUGAAAUGGCGUGGAGAUGCGGUUGUGGAAGAUGGGUGGCCUUCUCUUGCAAAUCAAAGAGAACAUCUAGAUUUGUUUGCUGGAAUUUUGGAUUGUAAGGUUACUAAAGAAGAAAUAUGGAAGGUAUUGAGUGCUUGCCUUGAAUUCUUUGAAUCUGGUACUAUGGAUCCACAGUGGAAGGAGACGGUUGUGGUGUUAUUGCCAAAGGUGAAUAAUGUAGAUCUGCCAUCCAAAUUCAUACCUAUUAGUCUAUGUCAAACAAUCUAUAAGAUUGUUGCAAAAGUACUUAUGAACGGGUUUAAAGGGAUUCUUCCAAGACUGAUCUCGGAAGAACAGGCUGCCUUUGUCCAAGGAUGCUCAAUUUCAAAUAAUUGUGCAUCUAUCCCCAAUGUGAAGAAGGUUUCGUCCAUUCUGGAGGACUAUUGUUCUUGGACUGGGCAAAAGGUCAAUCGAUGUAAAUCAGUUAUCCUGUUCAAUAAAUCGACACCCUCAUCUACAAGGUAUCGGCUGGCUAAAAUUAUUGGGUGUAGGAAGGUUGAUGAGAUGGAAUAUUUGGGUAUCAAGUUUUCCUUGAAAAGACUCAUUAAAAAAGAUUUUGCUCCAUUGCUGCAGCAGGCUCGUUCUAGAACUGUGGCUUGGGGAAUUAGACACCUAUCUAUGGAAGGUAGAGUCACUUUAAUAAACUCAGUAUUGAUUCCAUCUUCUACUUAUUUGGUGACUCGUACGAUGGUUCCAAGAUCUACUUUAAAUGAGGUGGAGAAAAUAUGUAGAAGCUUUCUUUGGGAUGCUGAUGCUAACCAUAAAGGUAUCCAUUAUGCUUCUUGGGAGAAUAUUGCUAGAACAAGGAAGAAGGGGGGACUUAUAUUUCAUGCUAAUGUUAAUUGGGUUGGACCCUUGAGAGCCAGAAUCACAUGGGAUUAUAUUAGUAAACCGACAUGUCUGCUGCAUAAAUGUUUGGAAAAGAAGUAUGGAAGGUGGCCUUGGGUGGAGGAAUUCAAAUGUGGUGACUCGGCUGUGUGGAAACUUAUUUGUCAUGGAGCUGCCAGUUGUUGUAUUAGGUGGAAGGUUUGUAAUAGGAGAAAUAUUGAUAUCUUAAAUCAUGUCUGGAUCUGGGACAGAUCAAUAUUGAGGUGGCCAACAUUCUGUGGUAUAUCAGCAAUUGAAGAUCUCAAUGUCUCAGAGCUUAUCACACUGGGUGGAGAAUGA